UGGCCUGCCUUGGACAGGGAUGUUGAGAGUAUAGUCAGAUCAUGUUCCAUGUGUCAGGAACAACGGAAUAAACCUGCAAUUUCAACGCCAACUCAUCCUUGGAUAUACCCGGAAGGUCCUUGGGAACAUGUCCACGCAGACUUUGCAGAGUACGGAGGAAGACACUACUUAUUGUUAGUAGAUGCGUUUUCAAAGUGGCCAGAGGUCCAUGAAUUACACAAGAAUACUACUGCUUGCCAGACAGUAGAAUGUAUGAGAAGAACAUUUGCAACUCAUGGAAUACCAUAUUGUAUGGUAACUGACAAUGGACCUCAAUUCCUGUCGGAGGAGUUUAGUAAAUUCAUGCGCUCAAAUGGCAUCCACCAUCAACGUACCCCACCAUAUCACCCAUCCACCAAUGGACAGGUGGAGAUGAUGGUACAGGAAUUAAAGAAGAGCUUGAAGUCUAAGCCAUCAGAGCGAACAUGGAGUCACCAAGUGUCAUUGUUCUUACUUCAUUAUCGGACUACCCCACACGGGACGACUGGUAAGACUCUGGCUGAGUUGUUGAUGAAACGUUCUCUUAGGACGAGGCUGAGUCUGUUGAAACCGGAAGCUGGGGAAAAGAUACGAGAUCAUCAAAGAGAAGAAUUUAACCAGGCUACAAUCAAUGUAAGAGAAAUGGGUCCAGGAGACACUGUUUCUGUCUGGAAUCCAAGAAGGGAUGGUCAAAGCAAAUGGCUCGCAGGAAGAGUGACACAACGACUGGGACCAACAUCUUAUUUGGUAAAUGUAGACAGACACAUAAGAUACGUGCAUAUUGAUCACUUGAUAACAAGAGAUGCGACCAAUACACAAGUGAUUCUGCCAGAAGAACCGGAUAUCUUGCCAGCUACAGUUGUACCAGAUUCAUCAGGACCCGUGUUAGAAGAUCCUACACUUCCAGCAAGGACACUUACACCUACGGAGACUACAGAUGAGGAGCAUGUCAUGAGGAAAUCCACUGAGACUAAAGAUCCAGUCACAGACAAUGGAGCAACUGAACCUCAGAAGGAAAUCAGUCAAAGGAGAUAUCCAACUUGAGAGAACAGACAGCUACCUCUCAGGUAUCGUAAAAACUAAAGGGAGAGGAGUGUAGUGUAUGACACUUAAUUAGAUUAGACCUAGCUGGCAUGGUAUGUAGUAAUUAGACAUAGCACUAUUUAGUUAGUACGCUAGUGAGCGUUGUAGAGUGUGUAAUAACAAGUGAGUCUAACUAAUCGAGCCUGUGACCACCGAGCAAACACAAAAAUACGGUUUACCACUGUAUAAAUGUGUAGAGGUGAUCCUCAAACAGUGAUAAUACA
Molecule: messenger RNA, 1325 nt
Organism: Corticium candelabrum
Lineage: Eukaryota; Metazoa; Porifera; Homoscleromorpha; Homosclerophorida; Plakinidae
Exons: 1
Coding region: 49-1062 (337 amino acids)
Biological process (GO): DNA integration
Molecular function (GO): nucleic acid binding
Source: RefSeq, a predicted model, not a curated record